This is a messenger RNA of Pelobates cultripes (western spadefoot toad), 19617 nucleotides long. NCBI's taxonomy places the organism in Eukaryota, Metazoa, Chordata, Amphibia, Anura, Pelobatidae. The record is from the annotation of a GenBank genome assembly.
CCCAUAUAUGGGGAUUUUAUCAGCCAGCCAAUGAGAUCGCAGUGGGGUGGGGAGCCUGAGAGACAGACACUGACUCAAUCAGAGGAAACUGACUCAGACGGAGACGGACAGAUUGACUGUGGGAGAGGGAGGGACAGACAGAGAAAAGAGAGAAAGACCAGUGAAGUCAUCCAAACUUCAGCAAAGUCAGAAGCUACCUCCCGCAAGAGCAUCAUGAGCUCCCAGUUUAACAAGGGCCCGUCCUAUGGACUUUCUGCAGAAGUCAAGAACAGGGUGAGAAUUUGGGGAUGUGGAGGGAAGGUGUGGCAUGCUGGGGAGAGAACUAUGGCUGCGCAGAUUGCUAGGUGCAACAUAUCACAUAUAUGUACUGGUGCAUACAUAGCUCAUACAUGUACUGGUACAUACAUAUCUCAUACACGUACUGGUACAUACAUAUCUGAUACAUGUACUGGUGCAUACAUAUCUCAUACAUGUACUGGUACAUACAUAUCUCAUACACGUACUGGUGCAUACAUAUCUCAUACAUGUACUGGUACAUACAUAUCUCAUACACGUACUGGUACAUACAUAUCUCAUACAUGUACUGGUACAUACAUAUCUCAUACACGUACUAUUGCAUACAUAUCUCAUACAUGUACUGGUACAUACAUAUCUCAUACAUGAAUACAUAUCUCAUACAUGUACUGGUACAUACAUAUCUCAUACAUGUACUGGUGCAUACAUAUCUCAUACACGUACUGGUACAUACAUAUCUCAUACAUGUACUAGUGCAUACAUAUCUCAUACAUGUACUGGUACACACAUAUCUCAUACAUGAAUACAUAUCUCAUACAUGUACUGGUACAUACAUAUCUCAAAAAUGUACUGGUGCAUACAUAUAUCAUACAUGAAUACAUGUACUGGACAUGCUAUAUCAAUAUCACAAUACUUGCUACUUGUAAAUGCUUUCAGAGUGAGGUGAAUUAUUCUCAGUAUUGACCCUAUGGUAAUAUACAUAAUAAUAUAGAUUUUUCACUACAGCCCCCCUAAGGUUUAAAUCAGUUGGUGUCUCCUAAUGGUAACUCCCAAGUUAUUAUAGAAGUACAACUCCUAUGAUACACUGGCCAAAGUAUCAUGUGAGUUGUAGUUCUGCAUCAGCUGGAGAUCUACCUUAUUUUUUAUUUCUUUGAUAUGCCUAGGUUAAAGCCUAUUCCGCUCUAUAUUGUCCCUUUCCCCAUCACCACUUGGGCAUGGUGGCAUCAGUCUUUCCAUCGUUUCUGACCUCAGUACCUACUUUACAAUACGAUCAAAACAAAUGCAAUUUGUUGUUUUUUUUCUCCUGUACAUAUUUUCUGUAUGCUGGUACCAUUAUCUUCCCUAUGCUCACCUGCAUACACUUCUUCCUUUUUACAAAUUGCAUGUAGGUAUAUGAGUCUCCUGAGUCUGACAUGACAGAACUGUCCUGUCAUUUCUCUGCUUCAGGACCAGAUGUAAUCAUUUUGGUCUCUUGUGCUCCAAAGGCUAGGUAUGAGUAAACUUUAGUGACAUGGUGAGCAUUUAUACUGAAUUCCAAGUACGGUAGGUCUGGGCAGAUUUUGUUUUUUUGAAGUACAUCUUUUCCACUGAAUAUGAGUGCAAGCAGGCUGAUAGCUGAUGAUAUGCUAAAUCACUCAAUAAUUUACUGAGCAAGCCUAGAUGUGUUCCUGGUGACUUGAUGAGGGUCACUACAGUAGUGCUAUGUACACACCACACACCCUGCAAGUGCAUACCUUAUUAAAAAUCAUGGUCAAUAUUUAUUAAUUCCUCCCACUAUAACACUAUCUGAUGUGCUGUGCUGUGCAAAUACUCUUGUCUGGGACAGGCAGAUGGAAUUUUUGGAAUCCACAAAGAUUCCAACAUUUUUUUUUUAUCUGGCAAUUCCCCAAAAGAGGGGGUGCAUUUUUUUUUUUUUUUUACAUUCUUACCCAUAUGGUAUUUAUUCACCAAACUGGUAUCUGGUAAAAAUUGCAAAAACAUAUCAAUUGGAGAAUAUUUCCAAUUUAUCUGUUUUUAUCUUAAAUGUAAUAUAUUGCAGGGUGUUACUGUUAUUAUAAUCUUGUUGCUUAUAGAACAUCAGCAUCAUUCACAUUGAUUUUACAAGUGAGUGCGGGGAGUACAGCAUAUAUACAGUAUAAGACAAAACAAUUAAACCAGGAAAUAUUGGGAGAGGUUUGCUUAAUUCCUGUACUGUUGACAGUCACUAAAGUAUGUGACAGUAUUGAUUUCAGGUGCUUAGAUUUUGAUGAGCUUGUAUACAACCCUCUUGAACAAGGUGCUUAGAUCCCCAUCGGCUUACAGAUAAAUUUACAUUUUCUUUUUGGUGUGCAAUAACACAACUGCUUUUUUGUUUGACUAAAUUGUACAAUUUGGCUUGCAGUUUUCUUUAGUCUUGUCUUGAAUAAACUCUAUUCUUUACUUAUUUUCUUUUUAACUUGUUUUACAAUGUUUUAAAGGUACCCUGUAGGCACUGUAACUGCUUCAUCUUAUUGAAGUGUUUAUAGUGUCAAGUCCCCUGACUCUGGACAUCUGUUUAGCAAUAAAGAGUUUUUAAUGUUUUAUUGCGAAACAAUCCCAUCCUCUCAGUGCUGUUUUUGCUAAUGAGGAAGCAUUAGCCUGAGCAUCAAGGGUUCGCUGUGAUUGGCUGAGAGUGUUUGAACUACUAUGAACUACUACUACUAUGAACUACUAUGGCUGAAAAGAUGUAUGCAAUUUGUACCUUAGAUAUACCUCCGAGUAGGGAACCAGCUGGGGCUGCCUAUGGACCCUUAUUUAAUGUUAAACCGCUCGAAAAUGGAUAAACACUGAAUGGAGAAACAGCACCAGAGGACUCAAUGAGAUAAAAUGGUAACAGUGCUUACAGUGUCUCUUAAGAGAUGUCUGUCUACAUGAAAAGGAUUGUAAACAAAAGUAGUGCUCUAAUUUAAUAUGAAGUUACAUAAUGUGAAAAUGGCGGGAUUAGAGAAAAACCUGUGAUGAAAACAUAUGGCUGCCUGUGCUGUGUUAGUCUGAAUAAUUUUACAGAGAAUUACAUUUGAGCUUUUAUAUUUAUGAUUUGGGCAUCAGUGCAGUCUAUAAAGGAGUUACUGCUCUUGACUGUCAUCUGUUAAAGGAACAGUCCAAACACCAUAACUUAUAUAGCACGUUCAUAGGAUAAGUAGUCAGAUGUUUUGCUGAAGGCUUUACAAUUUACCUGGGGCCGCCGGCCAAGAAGCUGUAGCAUUGAGCUAAGCCCAGCUAUAUAGAAUAUAUCAUCGGUUGAGACUGCACAGCAAACACUUUCAGCCACUGAGUACUACAGGCUUAGUUUGGGAGAGUUUAUAGAAGCUCCUUGGGGGAGAUUUAAAAAAAAAUAAUAAAAAAUUCCUUGUAGAAGCUUCCAGGCUCCAGAGAAAGAGAUGACUGGUGCCCAGUAGACUGAGGCAAGUUGUCAAACCACUUGCACGGAGUUUUACUACUUACACAGGGAGGAUUCUAGAUUAUAACAAAACCUGCUGCCAACUUCCUUUUAUUACAUAACUCCCACGUGUCCCUAUUUAGAAGGGACAAUCCCUAUUUUGGAAUCAAAUCCCUCUGCCCCUCUUUUCUUUCCUAAUGUCCCAUUUUUCUAGGAGUUCCAUAUUGUUGUCUGAGUGUAUCACUGAACUUCACAGCAAUAAAACUCACAGUAAUGUGUUUUUGAACUACAAUAAAUGUGUUUAGAAAUUGUUCUGUCUAAAUAAGAUAAAUCGUUCUUUUCUAAAUUACAUUUUAUUUCAAUUAAUAUUUCCAAGUCACCUAAAUUUUCUUAGAACAGCCUGUCCCUGACCAGACCCCUAAAUGCAUUGAGGCAAAAUAUUCAGCUUUUAUACUGAGCAUUUCUAUGCUAUUGUUUAUGAAGGUGCAACAUAUAACUCAAAACGAUACAAUGGGUCAAUAUAAGACACAACCUGUAGACUCAUUACAAAUCAUGUGAGUUCGACACAAAACGGACAUGCUUCCCACCUGUUAAUGAAUUAACUCAAUUAAUCCAGUCCAACCCCAUAUUCAUAUUUGUUGUUAAAAUGCCUAAAUUAUUAUUCAAAGGUGUUCUCAUCGUAUAACAACCGCCUGACAGCGAUCCUUCAGUUCUCUUAACUUUUGCCAAGUAGACAUGUCAGUACAAACUAGACCAGUCCUUGUAAAUCUGGCACCCUCUGCAAACUGUAACUUUACAUUCUUACACUGCUUAUCUUCUCAUAGAAAGGCGUUUGAUUGGACGGCUUCAGCGCUUACAUACGUUCAGAGCCACCGAGGGGGUGGAUUGGUGGAGGAGAAUUGAUUUUUAAAUAGAUUUCAGCAUUGGAGUGAGACAGGGGGAGCGCACAUAGGGAAGAGAAAGCAAGCUUGCUGCCUGCAAAGGAGAAGCUAAUUAUGUCCAUUGCAUAUUUUUUUGCACAGAAUUGACAUUUGGCAGUCCUGAACAGAGUUUAAGGCUGCCAAAGUCACAUGUGCUGGGGGUGUAACUAGCCCCCCAGCACACAAGUGCAAAUAUCUAAUUAUGUGCAGCAUGUCAAGCUGAAAAGACAUGCAGACUCCUACCACCAUGACCACUACUAAAAGCAGAAGUGGUCAUAGCGGUCGAAAUAAUCCUUCAAACCCCCUUCUUUGAUCCUACUCUACAGGAUACAGCCCCCAUCUCACUUCCUUGUGUUGUGAAUAAAACUGAACGUAGUGGUAGGUGGUUUUCUUAGAAGCUGGGACUAACUUUGAAUGGUUCAUUCUGUGAGACUGACUUUGUGCAAAGAGGACAGGAUUGUAUAGAGCACUCUAAAUUUAAUGGGAAACUCAAAGCAUCAUAACCACCCCAGCCCACUUGGUUGGUUAUGGUGCCAGGAGUGCCUUGGUGCUGUCACUUGGAAAGAAGUCAAACCAUAUAGUGGAUUUUAACACAUUUACUUGUGCCUUAAGAGGUGCUUACAGCCGUAGCCCCUGUAAGUUAGCUAUGCUUCAAAUUUGGCUACUGAUUUUGGCAUUAGUGAAUAACCUGUAGGACUGCUUAAUGGGGAACACUACAAAGGCACUCCUGGCACCAUAGUCACUAGAAUGAGCUGUUGUGGUUAGGGCACUUGGAGUGCUUCUGUAAAAGCCGUCCAUUUUAAAUUGUCAAGUGCCAUGAGUGCUCCUGCCCCUCCCUUCAGAGUAAGAAGUGUGGGAACUCUGCAAAUAUAGUAACGGAUAGGUCGCCCCCUAGAAAAUGAUGGAGGAGUGUUGAUGUCAUUUGUCAGAAGAAGCUGGAAAAUUAUAUAUUCUGCAGUUGUUAAAGCAUAACUAAAUAUUAAUAUUGUGUAUGGUAUUUCUUUAUUGCUAAAGUCACAAGCCACUAACAUGAAAACAAUCCUCCAGGCAUUUCUUUCGCUGACAUUGAAGCAUAUUUUUUAUCAUGCUCUGGGGAUAAAACAUUUUCAAUUUCUAGAAGUUGGACUGCAUUACGAUUCGAGAGAAAAGGGACCAACCCAUGGAACGAUUACUCCAACCACCACGAUCACUUCUACUUUUAGAAAUGGUCACGGUGGUAGGAGUCUGUACAUGCAACAUUUCUGCUUGAAAUGCUGCACAUCCAGAGAUAUUUGGAUUUUGUGCCCGGUCUAGUUACACACCCUACACACGUGACAUUAGCAGGCUGGAGCUAUGCCAAAUGUCAAUUCUAUGCAUAUUUUAUCUCUGUCAUGAGUGCACUUGUGACAGGUGUAAUGGAAAGUUGUGUCUCCCCUCACUCCCUACUCACUAUACUGUCCGCUAUUUUAUUUUUCUUGUACUGCCCUCCUCCUUUCUCUCCCCACUUACUAUGGCCAGUUCAGAGCUGGUUAAAUGUUCCAAUCAAAGCCUUCUGUAUGAUAAGCCUUUGAAUUGACCACUGCGUAUCUCCCGUAUUGUCAGCUCAAGGAGCAUUGCCCUGCAUUGGAUACAGGGUACAUAAAGCCUUAGUUUAAUACCUUUUUUUAGCGAUUGGAAUACGGGUUUGACCUAAAGAAUAAUGCCCUAUAGAUAUAAAUGGUCGUCAUAACCCUUGAAAUUGGAUCCCUGUGGCAUUUUAUUGAGUCCCCACUGGUUGGAAAAGGCAUAUAGUAUUAGUAAAGCCCCUAACUGCCCUAUAAUUUGUUUGAGUAGCAGCACAACAUUCCCAAAUGCAAUUGUAGGCAUUUUGCAUAUGGUAAUUCAUUUUAGUGAUAUAUACCGUAUAUAUAAAUGAACUGCAUUGAACUGCUCUUAGCUUGGAGGAAACAUCUGGCUUCUACUGCAAGAGAAACUGGAUUCUGCACAUUCACCGGAAGACAAAACAGGUUGACAAAUUACUCUGGGAGGGUGCCAAGGCCACCUUGCACCAAAACCACUGCUGUAGUGGUUGUGGUGUUUCUUUAAUACUAUCCGCGAUAGCAAGCAUGUGCCAUCAAGCAAAAUAUGCUAUAUGAAAGUUCUAAAAGUCAUGUUUUAGUUUUGCUUUUAGACUGGAUAAUAUGAUCCUUUCAAUCACAUCUGGCACUGAAACUGUUAAUUAUGCCUUCCUUACACACUUACAAAAAUAAACAUUUCCUGUGAAGUAUGGCAUCUUUACACAUACACAAAAAGUCUCUUUCCCAUUUAUGGUCUGGCUUUUGUUUCCAGAAGACUUUGAAAAGAGUAUCAUGGCAGUGAUUGCUGAUCUUGAAAAUGGUGAUUGUAUUACAUGUUAAGACAGGAAGGAAAACACAGCUUUAGUUCUUCUCCUGUUUUAAGGGGGGUGGGAAAUCUCCUGUUCUGGCUCUAAGAUGCUAACCUAUAGUGAGGGACUGAGCCGCUCUAGACUGUGACGGAAAAAUAGGGAAAGCCAGGGCUGGAGGUCAUACACUACUUUUUUUUUCAGGUGGGUGGCGAUUCACAAAUGUGCUUGAUCGCCUCUUACCCAAUGUUAUCAAGCAUUGUAUUCAUAAAAUCCACGCCCACUAUAUGCAUAUGAAUACAUCUGUAUAUUAAAUGGACACUCUUAGCACCAAAAGCACUGCGUCUUAAAGUGGCUCUGUCGCACAAAAAAUAAUUUAGGAGCAUUGCAUAAAGAUAACAUUUUUAUGAAUUGCUCACAUUGACUAUGCUGGAAUUUCCUUGAUACUCCAAACAGUCAAAAGAUAUAAAACAAAGUAGGUUAUUACUUUGUCUUAUGGCAAAGCUUAUGAGUACUCUUUGGUUUAUUUACUGAAGUGAGAAUUGUGGAGAAUUUCAGGUAUAUUGCAAAUUUAAGGCGAAAAUCUCAGAAGUGAGAAAAUUUGCAACCUACUUUUCCAGCAAGACCAUUUGGGCAAAAAAAAGGGAAAUUCCGUUGUCAGUUAUCUACAAUUCCCUGUUUAAUAAACCCGAAAUACUUUUCCUGCAAGGAAAGUUAUUACUUGUGAGUUAUCUGACACAAUAGAGGCUGCCUCUGUAAUGAUUCAUUUUUUGUUCUGCAGAAUUUUUGCCAUAAAUGUCUGUGGAACCUAGUGAAACCAAAGCUGCAUACCUAACACUGCAGUGUAGAUCAGAAACAAAAGGAUUAACUGUGUGUAGUUAAAUGACAGGAAGGAGUACAGAAGGAAGCUACAGCUGUACAGAAUGAGAAACAAUCAAACUACAAGAUUUCUUCAAGCUUUCUUAUUUUUAUAUAAGUAUUUUAUUUAUAAAAUGUAUUAAAGGCUAUAGAAAACCAGAUAUUUUCUGUACCUUACUUUAGCAAUGAUUAAAUGGGCAAACACCCUCCUCCCUAUCACUGACCCAGGAAGCACCUCUCUUAAAAGGCAGUGCUUACAUUAAAAAGCCUGCAGGAACAUGGCGUAGACGCCCGAAUAACCUAGAUUAAGCUGUAGUUGUUCUGGUGACUAUAGUACCUCUUUAAAGGACCACUAUAGGCACCCAGACCACUUCAGCUUAAUGAAGUGGUUUGGGUGCCAGGUCCAUCUAGGAUUAACCCUUCCUGCUGUAUACAUAGCAGUUUCAGAGUUUCUCUGAAACUAUGUUUACCUAUGGGUUAAUCCAGCCUCUAGCGGCUGUCUCAUUGACAGCCGCUAGAGGCGCUUCUGCACUUCUCACUGUGAUUUUCACAGUGAGAAGCCGCCAGCGUCCAUAGGAAAGCAUUGAGAAUGCUUUCCUAUGGACUGACUGAAUGCGCGCGUGGCUCUUGCCGCUCAUGCGCAUUCAGCCGAUGACGGGGAAAGGAGACGGAGAGUCCCCACCGCCAAGGGAGCCCGGCGGUAGAGAAAAGGUGAGUGUUUAACCCCUUCCUCACCCUAGAGCCCGGCGGAGGGGGACCCUAAGGGUGGGGGGGACCUAGAGACCCUGUAGUGCCAGGAAAACGAGUAUGUAAACACUGCUUUUAGAUCACUGCCUAGAAACAACACUAGUGGCAGUCAUUUAGAAGGCCACUAUAGGUGCUUCCUUGGUCAGUGCUGCACAAUGUUCAUGGAGGCGCAUUGAUUCAAUGCAUCUCUGAGGAGAUGCUGAUUGACACAGUGUGGCGUUUUGCUGCGCAUGCGCGAUAGCUUCUCAAUGGUUUGCUGUGGGAAUGCAUUGGAUUGGAUGAAAUCAUCAAGUUGUAUAGUAAAUCUUCCUACCCUGACCUGAUAGUCAUGUAGUUGUUUCUGCAAAUAUGUAUUCAUAAUUUUUUUAGUAACGUGCUACCCCUGGGCAGUGAAAGGAUUAAAAAUGUUUUGUAAUAACUGGUUUAAUUACUGGGUGGGUUUAUCAUGUGUUGAGUGAAGUGACAUUGAAUUACACACCCUCCUGUGAAUGACACAUUACCCUACAUGACACAAUGUUUUGUAGAUAAUCCACACUAAUGGCAAUAGGACUGAAGUUGCUGCGGUGUAUGUAACAACCUAUUUAUAUUGACUUUUUCAGCUGGCAUUGAAAUAUGAUCCCCAAAAGGAGAAUGAACUCCAGGUCUGGAUAGAGGAGGUCACAGGGAUGUCCAUUGGACAAGACUUCCAGAAAGGGCUGCAAGAUGGUGUUAUCUUGUGCGAGUGAGUACAAGGGUGUAUAAAUGGCACUUGAACAUUGGCUAAUUUGUCACUAAGUCACUGACUUAUAUUGUUAGUGUUCACACCCACCUUCUAUAAUGAUAGUUUAUAGCCCCCUACUAAUAGUGUGUCAUUUUACUUGAACAAUGUUUGGAAGAGAAUUGUUAAGCACAUUGAGCACUAGUAAUUAGUUAAUUGGUAAUUUCCUAAUCUCAUUCAUGCAGACUCAUGAACAAGCUCAGCCCAAACGCCAUUCCAAAAGUGAAUAUCUCCAAACAGAACUGGCACAAGGUAAGUAAAACAAUCAUCAAAAAUGAAAGGCUUGGUAGAAAGAAUCUGUUUUGUAAAAUUCAAAUUAGUUGGUGCAUAUUAUCUGAUUUCAUUUUUGGCUUGGGUAACUGGAUGUAAUCAAUAGGUUGUACGCUUUCACACCAGGAGUUGAGAACAAACUAACAUAAAACAUUGUUUAAGUGAUACUUUUAUUGGUUAACGAAUUGGCAAGCUUUCAGCACACUAAGGUCCCUUCAUUAGGCAUGUUUGUUGGGUGAAGCUCAUAUAUUUAAUUAUACAUUGUUUGCAAGAAAAAAAAUACAAAUAAAUACACAAAUUACAUUAAGAUGAAAUAGUUUGUGGUGGAAAAUAAUGAAAGAAAGUGUCUGCAAUUUGUGUAUAUGUAUUUAUUUCUUUAUCCUGUAAGUUGUUCAUCAAUAUGUCAGAGCUUCACCAAACAAACCUGCCUAAAGAGACCUUAAAGGAUCACUAUAGUGUCAGGAAAACUAAGCGGUUUUCCUGACACUAUAGUGCCCUGAGGGUGCCCCCACCCUCAGGGUCCCCCCUCUCAUGGCACUGAAGGACUCCCUCGGCGGAGCCGAAUGCGCAUGCGCGGCAUUCAGGCUGUCUAUAGGAAAGCCUUUUUCAAUGCUUUCCUAUGGACUCUCUGCGUGAUGGAGGCAUAAUAUGCCUCAUGCGUCGCAGAUGUGCCUCUAGUGACAUCUCUGAAACUGCUGUGUUUGCAUCUGCAGGGUUAAAACCUGAGGGACAUUGCACCCAGACCAUUUCAUUGAGCUGAAGGGGUCUGGGUGACUAUAGUGUCCCUUUAACAUCCAGAAAGCUUCCAAAAUAUCCAUCUUUCAUUAACAGAGAAAGGAAUCGUUUAUACAACUUUUUUUUUCUAUUCUCAUUUAGUUAACUUGUUAAUACGGUACCAAUAAAACAAUUGAUCGUAUAUCAGUAAUUGAUAUAGUAGGCAUUUUGGUACACACUCCUUAACAUACCGUUGAAUGUCAAUGUUGGCAGGCCUGCUUUAAAAUGAACAAUUGUAGAGGUGAUUGCUGUUCUACAAGUAGUGUAAAAUUUGUACCAAUUUAGAAUGGAACCUAUCAGUGAAAAUAAAACCACUGCCACACUUCAUAUCCAAUUUAUGCAGCAAUCAUAGAUCCAGUGUUCUAUUGAGGGCUGUCCACCUCCAUUGGAAGGCUGGAGCACAUUGCUCCCAGUUGGGCAGCAUUGUAAACUCUGCCAACUCUUGGCACGUGCCUUUUUUAAUGGAAAUUAGACGCAUCGCCUUACCUCCAGUCCUAGCUGGUCUACAUCAUGCAUGCGACCUCAUUGUAGGACCAUUUGGGGACGGAGGGGUGUCAGGAACCAAAUAAAUGGCACUUAACUAUUUAAAUAGUGCCCGGUCGUGGUUUCCUUUGUGGUUCCUGAUUAAGAAAUUUUCUCUGUAUUUCUGACUUCUGGUAUCUCUGUUACUUUGACUUUGGCUAGUUUUCUAAUUUCUCUGCAUCUCCCAAAUCCUGAUCUUAGCUUUGUUACGAUUUUUUCCUUAUUCUUGUGUUAUCUCGUUACUGUAUUCUCUGAUUUCGACCUGAGUUUUCUGUGGUGGGGUACAGUAAUAGAGGAUACAGUAGUCCUGACAUUACAGUAAUCUUGACAUUCUCUUUAAAUGGUUAAUGAAUAAAGACCAUCCUUAUGCAGUAUAAGACUUAUAUUUAUUUUUAUAAGGUAAAGGAUACACAUUAUUUAUUAGAAGAAUGUGAUUACACUUGAUGUGGCAUGUUUAUAUUUUAUCAUUUUUAUCAUUUGAGGAUAUCAUGGAUUUUCAGUAUAGUUUUCAUCCAGGAAACUAUGCAAUCUCUACAAGAUGUAAACUAUUUCAACAUUUUACCAAAAAAAACUAAUUUACAAAACAUUAAUCUGAUUUCUUAUCCAGCUUGAGAACCUCUCCAACUUUAUUAAAGCCAUGUCAAGAUAUGGGAUAAAAUCUGUGGACCUGUUUGAAGCCAAUGACCUAUUUGAGAAUGGAAACAUGACCCAAGUCCAGGUCUCUUUACUGGCACUAGCUGGAAUGGUAAGUAUGCAUUUGUGGUGGGGGGUAUCUUUCCUUCCACAUAUAUGUGGACAAAUAUGUAAUGAACAUAUGCUAAUCUGUAUUUGGUUUUUCUUUUACUUGCUGUGAAUUAUGUACAAAUGAUUUGCAAAGGGAUUGUACAUUUUAGUAGAAAUUUGUUGAACUUGAAAAUAUCUUCCAAUCACUUAUUCUAAUACAAUGCAAUUUUACAGCUUAUAUAUUUUGGCAUAACAUUUUCAGUUCUCCACAAUUUCUGUUUAAAGGUACACUAUAGCCACCAAAACAACUUUAUCACAAUAAAGCUGUUUUUGUGUAUACAUCAUGCCCCUGCAGUCUUGCUGUUCAAUACUCUGCUAUUUGGGAGUUAUAUCACUUUGUUUAUAUAGCUCCAGUUAUACCUCCCUGCAUGUGACUUGCACAGCCUUCCUAAAUACUUCCUGUAAAGAGUCAUCUAAUGUUAACACUUCCUUUAUUGCACAUUCAUUUUCAUUUAAAUUUUCUUAUCUCCUGCUCUGUUAACAGAUCGAUAGCUCUUGUAGGAGCCUCCUGUAUGUGAUUAAAGUUCAAUUUAGAGAGUAGGAGAUAACAACUAAAGUUAACAUCUGAUUGAAAAUGAAACCACUUUUUUCAUGCAGGCUGUGUCAUUCAAAGCCAGGGAAGGUGUGGCUAAGGCUGCUUAAACAGAAACAAAAGUGAUUUCACUCCUAAAUGGCAGAGAAUUGAACAGUGAGACUGCAGAGGCAUGAUCUGUACACCAAAACUGCUUCAUUAAGCUAAAGUUGUAUUGGUGGUUAUAGUGUACCUUCAAACAAAUAAACAUCAUGGUUUACCUUGUGAGCAAUCUGUUAAAUAACAUUCCAUGAGAAAGUAAGGUUGACAUCCAGUUGACAGCUGAUGGUAUUGUUUUUUCUAUUCUACAAAAAUACACAUAAUGACCUUUUAAAUAUUGAAAGGCAUAGAUUAAUGAAGAUCUAUGUUUAUUUAGCUUGGUUUAUAUUCUCACAUGUCUGCUUCAGCUCUUGGGGGGUGGGGGGGACCCUAACAACUUGAUGAUUGGUUUACCAGCUUUUAAACAAACGUCAGCAAAUUGUUUAGGAAUGUACUAAUGUAAUCAUUUAUUUAUAUAGUGCUAAAAUAUUUCACAAUGCUAAAUGCAAUGAGUUAUGGAUAUAAUUGAUAAAGUUUGGCAGACAGAAACUAAUAUAAUAGGGUUUGACUGUCCUGCCUGCAAGAUUACUAUUUAUGCACACUAUAUCUCUACAGAAAUAUUUGUUUAAUAUCAGAUUUUCUCAUGUCUACAGCAAUGUGGGCAGAUAAGAUAUGUAGAGUGAAAGAGUGAAAAAUGAUCAAAAUGGGGUAAAAACACAAUUGUAACUUUCUUUACUGCAGUUUAGGAUGUGCUUAAAGUUAAAUGGGUUGAUAAAAUAAUUUCAUGAGUGUCACUUCAAUAUUUUGUGCUGCUGUUUUAGGCAAAGACACGUGGUCUGCAGAGUGAUGUUGAUAUUGGAGUGAAAUAUGCCGAGAAGCAAGAGAGAAACUUUGAUGAGAACACAAAGAAAGCAGGGCAAUGUGUUAUUGGGCUGCAGGUGAGCUGGUGGUGGGACUAAGGUGAUUUUAAAUUCUGGAGGGGAACAACAUGAACCGCAGCUGACAGAGGUGGGAGGAAGUGUUUCAGAAGGAUAAGGGAGAGACGUGGCUUGGUAAAAAGCUAUUGGUUUGUUACUUUAUGAUUGAAUUACAACCAUUUUUCUUUUUUUUUUGCAGAUGGGCACAAAUAAAUGUGCCAGUCAGUCUGGCAUGACAGCUUAUGGCACAAGAAGGCAUCUUUAUGACCCAAAACACAACAUUUUGCCACCUAUGGACCAUUCCACAAUUAGUCUACAGAUGGGCACCAACAAAGGUGCAAGCCAGGUAAGCGACAAAGGCUAUUCAUUGGCUGAUGGAAUGGGAGGUUAUAGAAAUCAUGAAAGCACUAAAUUCAUUAUAAAUUCCUCAAUCAUAUUUUAGAUUGUUUUGUAUUAACUUGUGUAUUUUGUUGGAAAGCAGAAAUCAUGCUUACUUGGAAUUAUUAUUAUUGGCAUUUAUAUAGCGCCAACAAAUUCCGUAGCGCUUUACAAUAUUAUAGGAGGGGGAGAUUUAACAAUAAAUGAGACAAUUACAAAAAAUUACACUAAAACUAUGAUAAAGAGGACCCUGCUAAAGCGAGCUUACAGUCCAGAGGAAUAAAUGUGUUGUCUAUGAUAUGUAUAAUGUCACAACAUAUUCGUAGUAUUAAUGUCCUACAAUUGCUAAGGGUAUUUGUUACAUUUUAACAAUCAUGUAUGUGGUUGUAAGAUGAGAAUGCUAACAUUAAUGUGAAAUCUAAGUUCCUUUUUUUUUUUUGUCUGUAUGUAACAUAUUGUGGUAUGUUUUAGGUGGGAAUGACUGCACCAGGUACCCGACGUCACAUUUAUGACACAAAAACAGGGACAGAAAAAUGUGACAACUCCUCUAUGUCGCUGCAGAUGGGCUACAACCAGGGAGCCAACCAGAGUGGGCAGAUCUUUGGCCUUGGUCGGCAAAUUUAUGAUCCCAAGUACUGCCCUAAGGGCAAUCCGGGUGAUCUGGGAGACCCAGAUGAUCAGGAAGACCAGCAGGGAUACCAUUACCAUCAGGAGCAGGACUUCUGAGCUACUGUUGGUGGUGCUGCAUUACUCAACAUGUGUUUUACGUGGACCAUUUGUGGUCUUUGAAACUUUGAAAUCAUCUCUUAAGUCAAUCAAUUUCCUCUAGUCCAUAAAGAACACUGAGGAGGAAUGAACAUUAUUUUCUUUUUUUCUUUUAAUUUUUACAGACUAAACAAAAAAAAAAACAAAAAAAAUCAGAAACUUUUAUUAUGCAUAUUUGAAUGUGUAUGUACAAUUCUUAUUUUUAUUUAGAGAGCUUGUGAGGGGCGGGGUCCUUUAUGUUAUACUGUCCUGUAUAUCAAGGUUAAUUUAGAAUUAUACAUGUACCUUGCGUGCUCUCAGGGCUAUACAGUGUUAUUCCUCCAUAGUGCGGAAUUAUGGAGUUAUUGAAUAUCUCAGUGCCUUAUUGGAUUUAAAGCUAACUUGCCAAUGACUGUGACUCCUCCCUUCAUAGUGCAGCUAUUUACCUAAUAUUUGAAUGGAAAUGGAAGUUAAACAUGGAAAUUGCAUCCUCUUUUUAGUAUUUCAUGCAUCUCCUCAUUCCUUCUUCAUUGUAAACAUUGCCCCAUAUUUGCAGGACAAGGGCUUAAUGUUCUGUAGAUUUAACUUUGAAAAUAUAAACACAUGGUGUAUAGAAUGUGUAGAUGCCUCUAUAAAAGGGCAAAGCAAUCUGCAGUUCUAAAGAUGUGCAAAUUCUCUUUUCAUCUUAUGGGAGCAAACCAUUCUUUUUUGAGUAUAUUAUAUUUGUGUAGAAUUUUUUAAGACACUUUAUUAAUUUCAUACCUAUUUUCAAUUAAAGACCAAUGUACCUCCACUACCUGCCUGUGUCUUAGGGACUGGAGUGGCACAUAUGCUCCACGUGCCUGUUAAAAGUAAAAGAGUCCUCUGUGUAUUUACAAUUGGCUUCAAAUGAAUAUGCUUCACAAAGUAAGCAUAUCCUUUUAGACGAAGUCCAUUUUGCAAGAGCAGGAUAUUUAAAGGUUCCUGGAAAAGGCAGUAUUCCCUUUUAUUGUGCAUCUUCUGUGCAAUCUACAGAUAACGAUGACGUUAAUGGUUUAGCAUAAUUCUUUGUGAAUACAGAAAAUCAUUGGUUUAUCAUACUGUGUCACAGAAGACUUUCUGACCAAUAAAGUAAUCAGUACUAUAAGUACUAUGUACUUAUGGAAAGGAUGCUGUCUGUUGCAGUAAAGCAGGGGUGGAGAACUACAAUUCCCAUGAUGAUUAUCACGCCUAUAGACUGACAAAGCAUCAUCCCUGCAGUAAAGGGUAAAACCUCUGUGUGAUUAAUAAAACAUGGAGCUUUUUUUUUUUAAUCUCUUGUUUGUAUCAAAUACUCAACGCAAUUAGGCUUCAUGGUCAUGAACCUGGAACUUGUAUUUACUAAUUGUGAGUAGCUUACCAAAUUGUGAAUGCGCUAUGCUUAACAUAUCAGGGUGCUUAGCUUCCAGAUGAGAUAAAGACUUGAAGAAAUCUGAUAUUUUCUAUUACCAUAUGUGAAAAAAGGUACCACAACUCCAAUGAGUGUCCUGCGGAAAUUGAGCCCUGCUUUUAUUACAGGUGUAGGAAUAUAUAUAUAUUGUUACAUUACUAAGACAGAUUAAAAGGGUGAGUGCUCUGCUUUUAAUAUAUUUCAGUAAAUAUUACUGAAGUGUGAGCAGUGCACCAGAGAUAAGCGAAAUCCACAGUACUUCAAGGUGUGUGUGCCAGCAUGUUCCUGAUAUGUACAUAUCAGCAUCUCAAUCUAUAACUACGAGCUUGUACAUACACACACAUGCGGUCCACACAUGGUGCUGUGCAAGCACAUGUAUGCUCCAGGCUUUGCAUGCUUUUAGCAUCAUGGGAGUCGAAAGAAUAUACAAGUUGCUCAUAUUUUGAACUUUACUGCCUAGGAAUAAUUAAUAUCAUAGAAGCACAACAUGCUCUGCAAUUAAAUUUGGGUUUGUUGACCUGAAAUGCAGUAUGUGAAUUUUUUUCUGUGUAAUAAAUAAAUAUGUAAUAAAUGAUGGACUUGACAUUUUUUUUACGUUGUUAUGCAAUAGGGUGAUUUUUUAAUUAUAGUAUCUACUUUACUUGCAACGUUUUUGUUGUGAGUAUUGAGCCACAGUGAUGAAAUGUUUAUAUAGAUGUCACUACCACGUAAAUAUGAUCAUUUAUUUAUUUAAAUGCCAGUGGUCUGUAGGUUUAAGCACUUGUCCAUGUGGAAUGUUUAAAGAACACAAAGUUAAGAUAUUGCUUCAGGAAGCCGUGGUAAUGACCACCCCGGAUGUCCAGCAGAUCAUGUUGUGCUGUUUAAAUACAACUUUCAGCUUCUCUUUGCCCAUGUGAGUCUGAUAUUCCCACCUGAACACGGUAUCUUUUGAGAUCUGUGUGUGUUUUCCUGGCACAUCUUUUCCAUCAACACAUUGGCUUGUAUAGUGUUGUGUAACCUGUGAUAUGUACAAGAAAAGUAGUUUUCAAAUAUUUUAGCUCACAUCAUAAAAAAUAUUUAAUUAUAAGGUUCAUGAUAAAUAUAAUUGAACAAUUCUCCAUAGUUAAAGGACACUAUAGGAUCAGGAACACAAAUGUGUAUUCCUGACCCUACAGUGUUAAACACACUAUUUAGGUGGCUUAACCCCCUUUAAUAAGAUAAACAUUCACUUUUAUUCCAGUGCUGUGCAGGUCCGCCAGUGCUGGCUCUGUCCCGGUCCACUUGUCUGAUGAGUGGCCACUGGAGGUGUCCCUAGGCAGCAAUGUAAACAUUGCCUUUUCUCUGAAAAGGCAGUGUUUACAUUAAAAGACCUGCCGGGACAAACUGUACUCACCAGAACAAUUACAUUAAGUUGAAGUUGUUCAGGUGGUUAUACUGUGCCUUUAAAAAUAGAUACAAUUUCAGUAUGCAAAUUAACAAUUUUGUUAAAACAUUUAAAUGUUUCAUCUUUUUUGUCCGCCUCCCUUCAAGCUUUGUGUACCCACAGGCUGCAGAAAGUUGCUGUCCACUAUGUAUAAACUGGCUGUUUUUUAUCUUACUAAAACUGUUAAAGGACCACUAUAGUGCCAGGAAAACAUACUCGUUUUCCUGGCACUAUAGUGCCCUGAGGGUUAACCCUAGCUGGACCUGGCACCCAGACCACUUCAUUAAGCUGAAGUGGUCUGGGUGCCAAGAGUGGUCCUUUAAGGAAUAAAUAUAAUCUAAAUAUCUCGAGAUGUUGCUGUUUUCCAACUCUACCUGUACAUAUUAACAAAAGACUCCUGUUCUUUCAUGUAGAUACCACUCGGGUAACAAGUUCUCUAAAAGUUUUGUAUAGUACAGCAGGUAACCUCAUAAACUACUACUACUUACCUCUUUUCUCUUAGCGAGCAAAGUACAUGAUUGAUGAGGGUAUGAUGGCCAGAGUCUGCCCUUUCUUUUGCUACUCUCACCAGUUCAGACAGUGGAAGUUGUAGCUUCUCCACCCCGUGCCACCCAGUAUCAACCUUGGAGAAAAGUUUAGAUAGACACAGUCACAAAAAAAUAUUCUGUAGGCUCUGUAACAUACGUUCAUAUCAUAUGCUAAUAUUUAGCAAUCACUGUUGAUAAUUAUAGGUUCAUAGCAGGGGUGUUUAUAGCUAGCAAAAAGACCAGGGACUUCAGCCCAAGGAAACAUUUUAUAAAACCCCUCCACAUAUACAGACUUAAACUCUAUCAAAAUCUAUGCCACAUACUAACCCUCAUCUCCAGCAUGUUCUACGGAUAAUUUUAUGACAACAAACAUAGAAACCUAGAAUGUGACGGCAGAUAAGAACCAUUCGGCCCAUCUAGUCUGCCAGUAUUUCAAAAUACUUUUAAUUAGUCCCUGGUCUUAUCAUAAGUCUAAGAUAGCCUUAUGCAUAUCCCACGCAUGCUUAAACUCCCUCACUGUGUUAACCUCUACCACUUAAGCUGGAAGGCUAUUCCAUGCAUCCACUACCAUCUCAGUAAAGUAAUUCUUCCUGAUAUUAUUCUUAAACCUCUGCCCCUCUAAUUUAAGACUAUGUCCUCUUUUUGUGGUAGUUUUUCUUCUUUUAAAUAUAGUCUCCUACUUUACUGUGAUUAUUCCCUUUAUGUAGCUAAAUGUUUCUAUCAUAUCCCCCCCUGUCUCGUCUUUCCUCCAAGCUAUACAUGUUAAGAUCCUUUAACCUUUCCUGGUAGGUUUUAUACUGCAAAUCAUGAACCAGCUUAGCAGCCCUUCUCUGAAUAUCCUUCUGAAGAUAUGGUCUCCAGUACUGCGUACUCUUUGAAUGAAUUCAUUAGUAUGUAAACCUGUAUUUAUAAACUCCAUACUUGCUGUAUUAACUGUACACUACUUUUUAAAUCAACCUUCCUCCUAUAGCAUUAACCAUUAACCCCAAAUUUACAGCUUUAUACCUGCACCCACAGCAGUAUCUCACAAUGUACUGUAUAAUUAGCUUCAAUUAAAGUGGCACUGUCACAAAUUAGUCCCCUAAAUCAGGGUUUCCCACAUGGGACUCCAACCCAGAUCAGCACCCUAAUAGACCUGAUACCCGCACCCCUAACAUCCACAAUGCAGAAAACAUGGGACAAAACUUGUCUGCGAUAAAAUUGUGCCCCCUUUUAUUCUUCACAUAGGGAUGGAGCCAAGCAAAUUUGGGCAUUCUCUUCUGUAAUAUCUCAGAUAUUGUGUUUUAUGUUUCUCCUACAUGUCUAGCUUUAUAGAUGUUUCUACAGCAUAGGGAGUUUGCAUGACACGCGUAUGACUUACUUGCAAUAAAUUAAUGACUUCUUUACACUAUGACUAUCCAAAACCAGCCAAACCGGUACCUCUUUACAAACACAGUAUUAACCCAAAGGCACAAUACAAAACAAAAAUGUAUAAGAGUGCAAAAUCAACAAAAUUACAUUUACCACAGAUCUUUAGGGAAUGUAUACACAUUCUGAUGUCAUUCUCCUACAAUUCAUACGUUUUAUACACAUUUUUAUUGCUCCUUUGAUUUUCAAUUUUUAUUGUUAUUUUUUUUAUUGUAUAUUAUAGCACUUGUAAUUGAGUGGCUGCAUGAGUGUUUUUAGAUAGUAUUUUGUGAUUGGUUUUAACAGGAUUAGCUUGGACAAAGUUCGGAUGCCAAUAGUGUCACUGGUAACACUAACACUUUGAUUCAGGCCAAGUUUAUCCAACAAAUCUGACCCUUGGUGAUGAGGGUGGGGAGAGGCAGAAGGUAUUGUUUUUAUCACUUCCUGCAUCUGCCCCAAAAGCCUGGAUAAACUUGGCUUUUCAAUCAGAUGGUCUCAGAGAGACCACUAGAUUGGCACAGCGUGGCGUUUUGCCGCAUAUGUACACUAACCUCUCAAUAUUUCGUCAUGUGGAAACACUGGAUUGGCUGAGAUCAUCAAUAAUGAUGAUCUUAGCAAAAAAGCUGGAGCAACAUUGUGGAGAUCAGCGCAAGGCUGAAAGGUAAGUAAUACUCAUCUUUCAAACCCUCACACAAGAAAACAAAAUAGGUAGAUUAAAACUAUAACUUUAGCAAUACAUGUUUGUAUUCCUAAAGCUGUAAUGUUUAGACUACGUGAAAAGGUUUUAUUUACUAUAUUUUAUAUGUUAUUUUGACUUUUACGUGUAAAAAUCUUUCGCAGCUGAGUAGCAACAAUAAAGAC